Messenger RNA from Triticum dicoccoides, 1782 nucleotides. RefSeq lists its product as uncharacterized. NCBI's taxonomy places the organism in Eukaryota, Viridiplantae, Streptophyta, Magnoliopsida, Poales, Poaceae. The record is from RefSeq and is a predicted model, not a curated record. The transcript is spliced from 2 exons. The coding region runs from base 37 to 1545 and encodes 502 amino acids. Gene Ontology annotation, molecular function: protein binding.
CCGCCGCCAACACCGACGCCGGAGAGCGGCCGGAAGAUGGUCUUGCCGGCGAUCCCCGACGAGCUCCUGGUAGACAUCUUCCUCCGCCUCCCCGCCCCAGGUGACCUCAUCCGCGCCUCCGCCGCCUGCGCCUCCUUCCGCCGCCUCGUCGCCGACCGCUCCUUCCUCCGGCGCUUCCGCAAGAUCCACCCCCCGCCCCUCCUCGGCUUCCUCUACCCAGGGCAGCACCGCUUCCACCCCGCCGUCCGGCCUCACCCCUCCGCACCGGCGGCCAGCGCCGUCGCCCUCGCGGCCGACUUCUCCUUCGCCUUCCUCCCCGCCCCCGCCCGGAACUGGUCCGUGCGGGAAGUCCGCGACGGCCGCGUCCUCCUCGACAGAUCCCGCCGCCACGACUCCGGUGAUGGAUUGGAAGCCCUCUUCAAGCAGAUGGUGGUGUGCGACCCCUUGCACCGGCUGUAUCUCCUGCUCCCCCCAAUCCCCGAUGACCUAGCCGCUUCGGUCGUGGACCAAUUCCUGAUAGAAGGGCAUUGCUUCGCCGAGACCUUCCUCGUCCCUCCCGGCAACGGCGACGAGGAGGCAGCAGCUGCCACGGAGGAGGAGGGGACAUCAUUCCGGGUGAUCUGGAUGGUGCUGCUUCAAGCUAAGCUAGUGGCCGCUGUCUUCUCUUCCGGCACAGGGAAAUGGCGAGCCUUUUCAAGCAAGCUGUUGCCGGGCUUCGUCGUGUCGCGCCAUUACGCCCAUGGCUGCUUCUACUGGGUUUCAGGUUCAACUGAAAAAUUGCUGGUGCUUGACAUUCAGAGGAUGAAGUUCUCCAUGGCCGACCACCCGCCCUGUGCCAGACAUUCGGGCGAUGAUGUGGCCAUUGUGGAGGCAGGCCAAGGCAUGAUCCGGAUGUUGGUGCCUAAACCCGACACAUCUCGCCUUAAGUACAACGUUUGGCGAAACAAUGCUGGGAUUUCUACCCAGUGGCAGAUGGAGAAGAGGACAUUCUCGCUGGAUUCUGGGUCCUUGCUCACGGGCGCGGUGGGGAGGCACCUGCUCCUAUAUCAGUGUGGAAGCUCGUUGGUCAAGUCAGGUGGUUUCACGCUGGACGUCGACACAUUGCAGUGUGAGAGGGUGUGCGCUUCUUUGCCCAAACCGUCUCACAUAUAUUGCAACUUCCCACCGUUAUUGGCGGCGCCGACAGUGUCAAGUGCCAAACCCCACGCUGGCGUCCGGGGAGAGGGGGACGCCGUGCGGGUGCCUGAACUACGAGAAGCCGACCCUGGAGGCGUGGAAGCGCACGUCCUCGCAGCGGCCGCUCAAGCUCCAAACCCCUUGUUCGUCGGCAGCAACGAUGCCGAGGCGGGUUGUGGUGGGCGAGGAGGAGGCGCUGGGGCUGGUGCAGGGGCUGGAGCUCCGGAGGGUGCAGGGGCGGGUGGCGUAGCUCGAGAGGGCGUGCAAGGAGGCGAGGGGCCUGCCGGUACCAGGGUGUCGAGGAGGACGACUGCGGCCAAGGGCAACAAGUCCUUCAGCUGGAGGGGCUGCUUGCCUUUUUGGAUGUGAUAGCCAGUCUCGGAUCCUUUUGUAAGUUCAUUCAUUUGCCUGAUGUGUUGUGCUGAUCUCUUGGUUUGUGCUGCGUGUUGGUCACUCACUGGUUAUUAGUCAGGUAAGGUAAAUGAGCAAGACUGGCGGCUGAGCUGGGACUUCACCGUUGUCCCCUGUUUGCUUUUGUUGUCCUGUGAAAUUGUUGCGAGAUGACUGAUCGGCAGUGCAAGUAUUAUUAUUACUUGACGAUUUCAA